Messenger RNA from Musca domestica (house fly), 8288 nucleotides. Its product is annotated as acetyl-CoA carboxylase-like. The record is from RefSeq and is a predicted model, not a curated record. The transcript is spliced from 16 exons. Gene Ontology annotation, molecular function: metal ion binding; ATP binding; acetyl-CoA carboxylase activity. Bases 16 to 7401 code for a protein of 2461 amino acids. NCBI's taxonomy places the organism in Eukaryota, Metazoa, Arthropoda, Insecta, Diptera, Muscidae. Gene Ontology annotation, biological process: fatty acid biosynthetic process.
AAUUAAUAAUUCCAGAUGUUAUUAACUUUGAUAAUCACACUCAGUUUCAUCGUAACAUUAGUGGCUUACGCCAGGCGACGCCAACAGCAACAUUAUAUUCAUAAAUCACCAUCAAUAUUAGCAACAACGCCGCCACCAUCACCACCACCACAACCGUCUCAGGAAAAUUGUACAAAAGAAUUAAAUUCUUCAGCCUCAUCUGGCCGCAUCAAAAAAGUUCAAUUCUCCAGUGAUAGUUUUAAGGUGGAAGAAGACGACGAUCACAAUACGAUUUGUGACAGUGUCAAUUGUUUAAAUCUCGACGAUAAACAGUUGGAAAACAAUCAUAAUCAUCAGCAAGAAGAGCAACAGGAAACGUUGGAUAAUUGUGAUACAAAAAAUAAUCUUAGAUUAAUUUUGAAUAACAAUAACAUCAAGAUGAGCAAUUCGAACAACGAACGGCCUAGCUUUUUGGGUGGCCUGAUUCAGAAAUUUUUCAAUGGCCAAAAAGUAGAAGAGGUCGGCGAUGAAAAUGAAGUAACCAAUGGUCAUGAGGCUGGAGAAUCAGGCGAUGAAUUCCCACAAAAAAUGCAAAAUGACAGUCAACGCAUGAAUGGUGAUUUAUCGGAGAAACGUAAACGUUUGAGACCGAGUAUGUCUCGCGGCACAGGACUCGGCCAAGAUCGCUAUCAGGAUCGUGAUUUUCAUAUUGCAACUCCCGAAGAAUUCGUUAAAAAAUUUGGUGGAACUCGUGUCAUCAAUCGCAUUUUGAUUGCCAACAAUGGCAUUGCAGCAGUCAAGUGCAUGCGUUCCAUUCGGCGUUGGGCCUAUGAAAUGUUCAAAAAUGAACGGGCUAUUCGUUUUGUUGUUAUGGUCACACCGGAAGAUUUAAAGGCAAAUGCUGAAUAUAUUAAAAUGGCUGAUCAUUACGUCCCAGUUCCCGGAGGUUCGAACAACAACAAUUACGCCAAUGUGGAAUUGAUUGUUGACAUUGCUUUACGUACUCAAGUACAGGCUGUUUGGGCUGGUUGGGGUCAUGCAUCGGAAAAUCCAAAACUACCUGAAUUGUUGCACAAAGAAAAUCUUGUCUUUUUGGGUCCACCCGAAAGAGCUAUGUGGGCUUUGGGUGAUAAGGUUGCCUCCUCCAUUGUGGCCCAGACUGCAGACAUUCCCACGUUGCCCUGGUCCGGUUCAGAAUUGAAAGCCCAAUACAGUGGCAAGAAAAUCAAAAUAUCCAGUGAACUGUUUAACCGUGGUUGCGUUAGCAAUGUGGAACAAGGUUUAGCGGCAGUCAACAAGAUUGGUUUUCCUGUCAUGAUCAAGGCUUCCGAAGGUGGUGGUGGCAAAGGUAUUCGUCGCGUUGAUACUGCCGAGGAAUUCCCCGCCCUUUUCCGACAAGUACAAGCUGAGGUUCCGGGAUCUCCCAUUUUUGUCAUGAAAUUGGCUCGUGGUGCUCGCCACUUAGAGGUACAGUUAUUGGCCGAUCAGUAUGGCAAUGCCAUAAGUCUUUUCGGUCGUGAUUGCUCCAUCCAGAGACGUCAUCAGAAAAUUAUUGAAGAAGCUCCCGCUAUUGUUGCCCAUCCAGAGAUUUUCGAAGAUAUGGAAAAGGCUGCUGUUCGUUUGGCGAAAAUGGUGGGCUACGUAAGUGCCGGUACCGUCGAAUAUUUGUACGAUGCAGAGGGAAAAUAUUUCUUCUUGGAAUUAAAUCCUCGUCUGCAAGUAGAGCAUCCAUGUACUGAAAUGGUGGCCGACGUAAAUCUUCCCGCCUGUCAAUUGCAAAUUGGAAUGGGUAUACCUUUGUAUCGCUUGAAAGACAUUCGUUUACUCUAUGGAGAAUCUCCCUGGGGUACGUCGGUCAUUGAUUUCGAGAAUCCUCCAAACAAGCCACGUCCUUCGGGCCACGUCAUUGCCGCCCGUAUUACAUCUGAAAAUCCUGACGAAGGAUUUAAGCCCAGUUCGGGUACAGUACAGGAAUUGAAUUUCCGUUCCAGUAAAAAUGUUUGGGGUUACUUUAGUGUUGCCGCUUCAGGUGGUCUUCAUGAAUUUGCCGAUUCUCAAUUCGGUCAUUGUUUCUCAUGGGGCGAAAAUCGCCAACAGGCUCGGGAGAAUUUGGUCAUCGCUCUUAAGGAGCUUUCCAUUCGUGGUGAUUUCCGAACCACUGUAGAGUACCUGAUUACGUUGUUGGAAACCAAUAGCUUUUUGGACAACACCAUCGAUACCGCCUGGUUGGAUGCUUUGAUUGCUGAGCGGGUGCAGUCAGAAAAACCUGACAUUUUGUUGGGUGUUAUGUGUGGAGCUCUUCAUAUUGCUGAUAGACAAAUUACAGAGGCUUUCAACAGUUUCCAAACAUCCUUGGAAAAGGGUCAAAUUCAGGCUGCCAACACUUUGACGAAUGUCAUUGAUGUGGAACUCAUCAAUGGCGGUAUACGUUACAAGGUUCAGGCUGCCAAGAGUGGUGCCAAUACUUACUUCUUGUUGAUGAACAAUUCCUUUAAGGAAUUGGAAGUUCAUCGCCUGUCUGAUGGUGGUAUGUUGCUGUCAUUUGAUGGUGCUUCCUUUACCACAUACAUGAAAGAGGAGGUGGACCGUUAUCGCAUUGUCAUCGGUAAUCAAACCUGUGUAUUCGAAAAGGAAAACGAUCCCUCGUUAUUGCGCAGUCCUUCAGCUGGUAAACUAGUUAAUCUACUAGUCGAAGAUGGUGCCCACGUUAAUAAGGGCCAAGCAUAUGCGGAAAUUGAAGUAAUGAAAAUGGUUAUGACCUUAACUUCUCAAGAAGCUGGUACUGUCUCGUUUGUGAGGAGACCUGGUGCUGUUUUAGAUGCUGGUUCUCUAUUGGGACAUUUGGAGCUGGAUGAUCCAUCUUUGGUUACCAAAGCGCAGCCAUAUAAGGGACAAUUCCCACAACCUGAAAAUCCUCCAGUGCCAGAGAAACUAAACCGUGUCCAUAAUACAUAUAAAACCAUUUUGGAAAAUACUUUAGCCGGUUUUUGUUUACCAGAACCCUACAAUGCCCAACGUUUGCGUGAUGUCAUUGAGAAGUUUAUGCAAAGCUUAAGAGAUCCCUCUUUGCCGUUGUUGGAGCUGCAAGAAGUCAUUGCUUCCAUAUCGGGAAGAAUACCCAUUUCGGUGGAGAAAAAGAUACGCAAACUCAUGACUUUGUAUGAAAGAAACAUUACCAGUGUGUUGGCCCAGUUUCCCUCCCAACAGAUUGCCAGUGUUAUUGACUUCCAUGCUGCCACUCUGCAAAAGAGAGCCGAUCGUGAUCACUUCUUCCUUACAACUCAGGGCAUUGUUCAAUUGGUGCAACGCUAUCGUAACGGCAUACGUGGACGCAUGAAGGCAGCUGUCCAUGAACUGCUACGUCAAUACUACGAUGUAGAGUGUCAAUUCCAACAUGGACACUAUGACAAAUGUGUGGGUUUGGUUAGGGAACGUAAUAAAGACGAUAUGCAAACUGUGGUUAAUACAAUUUUCUCACAUUCCCAAGUGGCCAAGAAGAAUCUACUCGUCACCUUGCUAAUCGAUCAUUUGUGGGCCAAUGAACCUGGUCUAACUGAUGAGUUGGCUCAUACACUUAACGAAUUGACCUCAUUGAAUCGAGCCGAACAUUCUCGUGUAGCUUUACGAGCCCGCCAAGUCCUUAUUGCAGCCCAUCAACCUGCCUAUGAACUUAGACACAAUCAAAUGGAGUCUAUAUUCCUUUCAGCUGUCGAUAUGUAUGGUCAUGAUUUCCAUCCGGAAAAUCUACAACGUUUGAUCCUCUCGGAAACUUCUAUCUUUGAUAUUCUGCAUGACUUUUUCUAUCACUCCAAUCGCGCGGUAUGCAAUGCUGCCCUGGAAGUGUAUGUAAGAAGAGCCUAUACAUCGUAUGAGUUGACUUGUUUACAACAUUUGGAAUUGUCCGGUGGUUUGCCAUUGGUGCAUUUCCAAUUCCUAUUACCCACUGCCCAUCCAAAUCGCCUUUAUUCACGCAUGUCCCACGAUGGUGUUGAAGGUGGCCCCGAGAAUGUUAGUAAUACGUUCUUGCGUACCGGCUGCAUGUCUGCAUUCGAUUCCUUUGAACAUUUCGAAAUGUAUUCUGACGAAAUAUUGGACUUGCUUGAGGAUUUGGCAUCACCAGCAUUUGUGAGUGCAAAGGUUUUGGAGGCUGUUGAUGCUGUGGAUUCCAUGUCUGAUGGCCGUUUGAGUACCUCAAUUAAUGUAUCACUUUCUGAUCCAAUUACAAGAGCCAAUGCGGCCGAAGAAGCCAAAUCUACCGAACCCAUACAUAUCAUCAGUGUGGCCGUUCGCGAAACCGGAGAUAUGGAUGAUGUUCAAAUGGCCCAGAUUUUCGGCAACUAUUGUAAAACACACCGCGAAGAAUUAUUGCAAAGGCGCAUUCGUCGAAUCACCUUUGCAGCAUUGAAGAAGCGUCAAUUCCCCAAGUUCUUCACGUAUCGUGCCCGUGAUAAUUUCGAAGAAGAUCGCAUAUACCGCCAUUUGGAGCCGGCCUGUGCCUUCCAACUGGAAUUGAAUCGUAUGAGAACAUAUGAUCUCGAAGCCUUGCCAACUGCCAAUCAAAAAAUGCAUUUAUAUUUGGGCCGAGCAAAGGUAUCACAGGGUCAAGAAGUGACCGAUUAUCGUUUCUUUAUCCGUUCGAUUAUUCGCCAUUCCGAUUUGAUAACCAAAGAGGCUUCAUUUGAGUACCUACAAAAUGAAGGUGAACGGGUUCUACUUGAAGCCAUGGAUGAACUAGAAGUUGCAUUCUCACAUCCUCAUGCCAAGCGUACGGAUUGUAAUCACAUAUUCUUGAACUUUGUUCCCACGGUCAUCAUGGAUCCUGCCAAAAUUGAAGAGUCCGUGACAAAAAUGAUUAUGCGUUAUGGUCCCAGAUUGUGGAAAUUGCGUGUAUUGCAGGCUGAGUUGAAAAUGUUGAUUCGUCAAUCGCCCCAGGCAUCGACACAAGCUAUUCGCUUGUGCAUUGCCAAUGAUUCUGGGUAUUUCUUGGAUAUAUCCAUGUAUACCGAACAGACUGAUCCUCUCACGGGCAUUAUUAAGUUCAAGGCAUAUGGUGAUAAAUUAGGUUCCUUACACGGACUGCCAAUUUCCACGCCCUAUAUGACUAAAGAUUUCCUCCAGCAAAAACGCUUCCAAGCUCAAAGUAAUGGCACAACCUAUGUUUAUGACAUUCCCGAUAUGUUCCGUCAAAUGACUGAACGUCAUUGGAAGGAGUUUUCAAAAGCAAGACCAACAGUCGAUGUUCGUAUACCCGAAAAGAUUCUUAUUGAGUGUGUAGAGUUGGUUUUGGAAGGAGAUAAUUUGGUGGAAAUGAAACGUUUGCCGGGAGAGAAUACUUGCGGUAUGGUGGCCUGGCGUAUAAUCUUGGCCACACCUGAAUAUCCCGAGGGUCGUGAAAUGAUUGUCAUUGCCAACGAUUUAACCUAUUUCAUUGGUUCAUUUGGCAUACAAGAAGAUAUUGUCUUCCACAAGGCUUCACAAUUGGCUCGUGAAAGAAAAGUUCCGAGGAUUUACAUUUCUGUGAACAGUGGUGCUCGUAUUGGUUUGGCUGAAGAAGUUAAGUCAAUGUUCCGUGUAGCUUGGGAAGAUCCCGAAGAACCUGAAAAGGGCUUCAAGUAUUUAUACUUGACCACCGAAGACUAUAGUAAAGUGGCACAUUUAAAUUCGGUGCGUGCCAUCCUCAUCGAAGAUGAAGGAGAGCCUAGAUACAAAAUUACCGAUAUCAUAGGCAAAGAUGAUGGUUUGGGUGUCGAAAAUCUACGUUAUGCCGGUUUAAUUGCCGGUGAGACCUCACAGGCAUACGAUGAAAUUGUAACAAUAUCCAUGGUAACAUGUCGCACCAUUGGCAUUGGUUCAUAUUUGGUGCGUCUGGGACAACGUGUCAUACAAAUCGAUAAUUCCCACAUCAUUUUAACUGGUUAUGCUGCUCUGAACAAAUUGCUGGGUCGUAAGGUUUAUGCAUCCAACAAUCAAUUGGGUGGCGUUCAGAUUAUGUACAACAAUGGUGUUUCGCAUAAAACGGAAGCUUUGGAUUUGGAUGGUGUCUACACUAUAUUGGAUUGGUUGUCUUACAUGCCAGCUUAUACCGGUGGUGAUUUGCCAAUUGUCACACCCAAUGAUAGAAUAAAUAGAGCGGUUGAUUUUAUGCCCACAAAAUCUCCCUACGAUCCACGUUGGAUGUUGGCUGGUAGAGUUAAUCCUGCUAAUGCUAGUGAAUGGGAAAAUGGUUUCUUUGAUCGAGAUUCCUGGAGCGAAAUUAUGGCUCCCUGGGCCAAAACUGUGGUCACUGGUCGCGCUCGUUUGGGUGGCAUACCUGUGGGUGUUAUUGCUGUUGAGACACGCACUGUUGAAGUUGAGAUGCCAGCCGAUCCUGCCAAUUUGGAUUCUGAAGCUAAGACAUUACAACAAGCUGGCCAGGUUUGGUAUCCAGACUCAUCCUACAAAACUGCCCAGGCAAUUAAAGAUUUUGACCGUGAAGAAUUACCCUUGAUCAUCUUUGCCAAUUGGCGUGGUUUCUCCGGUGGCAUGAAGGAUAUGUAUGAACAAAUUGUGAAAUUUGGCGCUUAUAUUGUCGAUGGUUUGCGUGAAUACAAAAAACCUGUUCUCAUCUAUUUGCCACCCAAUGCUGAGUUGCGUGGUGGUGCAUGGGCCGUGCUAGAUUCAUUGAUAAAUCCCCGUUAUAUGGAAUCAUAUGCCGAUCCAGAGGCUAGGGCUGGUGUCCUUGAACCGGAGGGCAUUGUAGAAAUCAAGUACAAAGAAAAGGAUCUAGUCAAAACGAUACAUCGUUUGGAUCCCACAACCAUUGGGUUGAAAAAACAAAUGGAUGAAGCUUUGGCAGCUGGUGAUAAGGUUAAGGCCAGUCAAAUUAAUGAGAAAAUAAAGGAACGCAUCGAGGCGAUGAUACACGUUUAUCAUACUGUGGCCGUACACUUUGCCGAUUUACAUGACACGCCCGAACGUAUGUUGGAGAAGGGUUGCAUCAAUGAAAUUGUACCAUGGCGCGAAUCACGCACAUGGCUGUUCUGGCGCUUAAGACGUCUUUUGCUUGAAGAUGCCUUCAUAAAGAAAAUUAUCCAUGCUCAGGAAGGUUUGAGUGUGGGUCAGGCCAAGCAAAUGUUGAGACGUUGGUUGGUCGAAGACAAGGGAACAACAGAGUCUUACAUUUGGGAUAAGAACGAAGAAAUGGUGCAAUGGUAUUUGGAACAAUUGAAACCCGAUUCCAUUGUAUCGGGCAAUAUAAAUGCAGUGCGCAAAGAUGCCAUAAUUUCUGCCAUCACCAAAAUGCUUGAGGAUUGUCCUGAUGUUACAUUAGAUGCUGUAGUGGGCCUGUGUCAAAAUUUAUCACCAGUUAAUCGUGGUGUGGUUGUACGAACUUUAGCCCAAUUACAAUUAAACGAACAACAACCUAGCGGAAAUCAAGGAUGAUAUAGUUCAACGAACAAUUCGACAAAUAUGCCACCUCAGAAUUUUUUCUACCAGUUCAACAAAUAUUAAGCUAAUGACCAUAGAUUUUCUCUAAACCACCUCACAUACACAUCCCAGUUCACAAUAUGUUCUUUUAAUGAAUAGCAAAAAUAAGGGCAACGAUUUGAACACCAUGUCAUAAGCGAACUAAUUUCAAGCGCUCUACUCAUCCAUCCAUUUACCCCACCCACACUCAUAUUAUUGACUAUUAUGUAUAGAUAAUAUUGUGUUAAUAUUCUUUAAGAUUAGAACAUUAUUGUGAAGUUACAAUAUGCUCUUAUUUUGUUAAUACUUUUUUCGAAUAAUUAAGACAUUUUUUGUAAUGCUGCAUUUGUUAUUUUUUCCUCUUACAUGUGAAUUUGAAUUUAAAAAAUAGCUAAAAUGCUCUAAAAACAAACGAUGGGGACAAAACUUCAGAAAGACCAUGGUUGCUUCAAAGGCUCCAUAGUCGGUGAUGGUUUAAAACCUAUAACCUAACUAGCUCUAGCUAACGACGCACAUUGUCUUGAUUAAUCUUUUUAUUGUCAAUUCACAUAAUUUAGUUAAAUUUAGAUAUACGCAUGUUGAUGUCUCUACAUCAUUAUAUAAUUUUCUCAUUUCAUUUAAACUUAUUAACGAUUUUUUAUUGUAGUAAUAUGAAAACGUUUAUAAGUAUGAAAUACUUUCCAUUAGUUUAUAUAUGUAUUUAAAAAGCCAAGAAAUUCAUAUGUUAUUACUUUUAACUUUUAUUUUAGAUAAGCUGUAAAGAAAUACGAAAUAAAUAAGACAUUUUUCAGGUAAAACGAAUGAUAAUUAUGAAGAAUAUAUGGAAAUUGUAUAAAAGAAAAUAAAUCAUGAAGAAAUUUAAA